AUUUGCGCGUUGUAGUUUUCAGACGUCCAAUCGUCGUUCACUUGAGCCGGUGAAGUGAUGAAGAUGGACUACGGUUCCCAGAAGGCUAGGCGCAACAAUAUAAAGACAUCAUCGACCACGUGACCAUAAAGCGGAGCCGACCAAAAUCCCAAACAAGGAAAUGGUGGGGUAAUAAAAUGAUCGGAUCAUUUAAUUAAUGCAUGUAAUAAUUAAUAUUUUAUUUUAUCGUAAAGUAAGAAAUAUUUAUGGGUUAAAAUGGACUACGACUUCAAAACGAAGCUCGCCGCCGAGAGGGAGAGAGUGGAAGAUCUGUUUGAAUAUGAAGGUUGUAAAGUGGGUCGCGGCACGUACGGGCAUGUUUAUAAAGCGAAGCGUAAAGACGGGAAGGAUGAGAAGGAGUAUGCACUGAAACAAAUAGAAGGCACUGGGAUCUCUAUGUCUGCCUGCAGGGAAAUUGCUUUGCUGCGGGAGCUGAAGCAUCCAAAUGUUAUCGCCCUGCAGAAAGUAUUUCUGUCCCACAGCGACCGUAAAGUCUGGCUGCUGUUUGACUACGCUGAGCAUGAUCUGUGGCACAUCAUAAAGUUUCAUCGAGCAUCAAAAGCCAAUAAGAAGCCCAUGCAGCUACCGAGGGGGAUGGUGAAGUCACUGCUCUACCAGAUCUUAGACGGCAUCCAUUACCUGCAUGCUAACUGGGUCCUGCACAGAGAUCUGAAACCUGCCAAUAUCCUGGUUAUGGGGGAGGGCCCAGAGCGGGGAAGGGUCAAAAUCGCUGAUAUGGGUUUCGCUCGAUUAUUUAACUCUCCACUGAAGCCAUUGGCGGAUCUGGAUCCAGUAGUUGUCACGUUCUGGUACCGAGCACCCGAACUACUGCUUGGGGCGAGACACUACACCAAAGCAAUCGAUAUCUGGGCAAUAGGGUGUAUCUUUGCAGAGCUGUUAACGUCAGAACCAAUCUUCCAUUGUCGACAAGAAGACAUAAAGACCAGCAAUCCUUUUCAUCAUGACCAGUUAGAUCGUAUAUUCAGCGUCAUGGGCUUCCCAGCAGAUAAAGACUGGGAGGACAUCAGGAAAAUGCCAGAAUACCCCACUCUACAGAAAGAUUUCAGAAGAACCACAUAUGCCAACAGCAGUCUCAUUAAAUACAUGGAGAAACAUAAAGUUAAACCAGACAGCAAAGUCUUUCUGCUGCUCCAGAAGUUGCUCACAAUGGACCCCACUAAAAGAAUCACUUCUGAGCAGGCACUGCAGGACCCUUAUUUUCUGGAGGACCCUUUACCCACAUCUGAUGUAUUUGCAGGAUGUCAGAUUCCCUACCCCAAACGAGAGUUCCUGAAUGAAGAUGAACCAGAGGAGAAGACAGAGAAGAAUCAGGCCCAGCAGCACCAGCAGACAGCUGCGCAGACGCAAACACAGACACAGCAGGCUCCAUCCCAGCAGAGCUCAGCGCAGACAAACGGCACGUCAGGCACCGCAGGGGCCAACACGGGCCCCUCCAUGCAGCAUGGACAGGACCAGGGGCCCCCUAACAAAAAACCACGUACCUCAGGAACUAGUGUUCUUCAAACAGACUACCAGCACUCCAGCUCUCGGCUUGGUUACCAGAGCAACGUCCAAGGCUCCACCCAGUCGCAAAGCACAAUGGGAUACUCGUCUUCAUCUCAGCACUCGCACCAAUCCCACCGAUACUGAGACUCAAAUACACACAUAAGUACUCAAGCAAAAUAGUAACCACACGCAUAUCAACCAGGCAAGUCAACAUUGUCAUUCAAACGAAAAUGCUUACCUGUGGAUGAUAGACUAAUGUCUAUUAAAGGGUCUGUCCUGUAAUACCCCAACCCGCCUCCUAUAAUUAUCAAACCGCAGUUUAACCCCUUACAAAGCCCUGCCUGGCUUCCCACAAUUCUCUGAAAAUGUCACGUCCAACCAAAGCACAACUCUACAAACUUUUCAUUUUGAUCAGCACUCUUCUGAAGCACUGAAGCCAUAACCGUUGACCAAACAUUUACCAUCAACACUUCAGUUAUCUCAACAGUACCUCAAUACAUUUAAAUGCCAACCAGACCAUAUGAUCGUCUAAAGGGUUAGCUUCUUCAUCAAGUCCGGUUUUACCACCCUUAGACCAAAUAUUAGCCAAAUCAAUCCCAACAUGAUUUGCCAACAAAUGCUGUUUGGGUGAAUCUCACGAGACCUGUCAAUAACAUGUUUUAUAUUUCACCCCAAAAUCAAAAGAAAGAAAUGCAAAGUUAUAUUAUGUUUAAAGGUGUUGUAAGCACUGUUAGUCAAUCUGAAACUUUUACCAGAAUUGUCCUCUGAAUUAGACACGCCCCUUCUUUACAAAACCCCGCCCAUCUAAGACACACUUUGUAAUCAAAGGCCAUUGUAAUCAAAGUGGUCAAAAUCAGCGGUGGCGAAAUAGCGUUCUUGCACAAUGAACUAAAAACUGACAACUGCUUAUAAAGCUGACUAUUGCAUUUGACUUGAAUGAUCUCUUUCAGUUAUUACACUCUCUCAGCAAACAUGCAAAAUGAUUCAGGGUUCUCACGCCUCCUGGAAAACCUGGAAUUUUGCAAUGAAGUUUUCCAGUCAUUGAAAAGUCAUGGAAAAUUAUAAAAAUACCUAAAUGUCCUGGAAAAUAAUUAUUUGUCCUGGAAAAUAUUUAGCAUAAUACCACUGUGAUGACAAUGUUGUAAUGUUACAUGUACAAAAACAUGGUAAUGAUCAGGACUUGGGACACGUGUCAAAUACAAAAAAUUGGUAGCGUUUUGUCACAGCCUGCGGCUGCACAUUGUGAAACAACAUCAACGGAUGACUGUCAUGCAUGAAGCCCAGUCAUGUACUUUCUCUGCUUAUCUGGAGGAAUUACAGAAGUUUAAGUAUUAAUAUAGUGCAAAAAAUCGGAAUUUUCAUUCCUACAGUGCUGUUGUGUUAACUACACAAAUAUUUAAGUUGUAAACUUUAUACAGUGACGACAGUCGGACCGCUGAUAUUUUUGAAAAUGAAUUCACGUCCCGAGGUUGUUGCAUGGUCAUGUGGCCUUUACACCUCGCGAUAUGAAUUAACUUUUAAUAAUUCAGUGAUUGUAGUCCGUUUAUUCUGCAGUUACCACAUGUAGUAUUCAGAAAACACAGACGGUAUCACGGAAUCCAGUCAUAAAAAUGCCAUUAGAUAUAAAACGCAGAAUGUCAGGAAAUAUUGUUUGAAUGCACAAUUAAUCAAAUAAAAAUCACAAUAUGUCCUAGUGUGAUUAUUAAAAUAUAUACUGAAAUAUAUCCCAGACAUGUUUUCGUAAGAUUCACCCAUUCAAACCAAAGGUACACAGGAAGUGGCAGUAGGCUUAUUAAAACAGUUCACAAAUUCAGCCUCACUAAUAGAAUUCAUGACACACCUGCUUCCUAAUUACUGGUUGUGUCUCUAAUUAUUAACUUUACCACCCGUUAGUGUCUGUUCAUCUCAAGCUCUUCUGAGAUGCCCCUAUAUGAGGCUGUUUUCAACCCUGACAAACCUGAACCAGGUCAAACACAGACACUUGCAGGUUUUAAGCAAUUGUACAGGAACCAAAUCUUUUAUCUUCGUCCUCCUCUCUCCAUGUGCAGACAGUCCACCAGAGACUGGAUUUGUGUAAAAUAGAUAGACCAAUAAUAUUGUAUAUUAUAAAGACUGAUGAACAAAGAGCACUUAUCGAGAGAGACAGCACUCAGCAUGUGAGUGGAGAACUCCUCUCAUCGCUAACAUGCACCACAGCAUUUCUACACACUUCUCCUUUUGUUGUGUAAAUGAGUUGGUUUUUUCGGGUGUUAUUUUUAUUUUGUAUUAUUAUUAUUAUUAUUAUUUGUUAGUUUUUUUGCACAAAACAUAUACAGUUGGGUCCAAAAGUCUCAGGCUAGUAGUGAAAAUGCUUCUAUUUUGCAUUAUUUUCUAUUUAAAUACUAAAUGCUUUUUACAAAUUAUAUUAUCAGCAUAACAAUUUGAAAAGUAACAUGAAUUUCUGAAUUUCUUACACUGAAAAUCCUAAUAAGUUGACUUUAUUAACUGAGUUUGAGUAAUGUCAACUCCAAAAAUUGUGUAAUUAAGUUCACUUAAAUUGGUGUUCAUAUAGAAAUAACUUUUUAUGGUAACUAGAUGCAAGAAGACUUUAUUCAGAUUUGCUAUUUAAAUAUUGUUUCUACUUAAUAAUUUUUGUUGAAUUGACUCAAAUUCAGGUCAUACAGAAACACAUCUUAAAUAAUAAAGAUUAAAAUGGAUUCUAGGUCAAUCAUUAAAUAAACUUAAUUCCCUAUAGAAAUGCAUAUAUACCUGUACUUCAGUUGCACAUGCACAAGGAGAACUGAGGUUGUUUUAACAGGCAGGGACUAAAAACGAAAUGUUUUUCAUUUCGGUUCUGAGCAGAAACUGUAUUUUUUCGUUCCGGUUCAGAAGUUCCGCAGUCUCCAAAAGGUAACUGGUUAGAAUAAAAUAAAAGAACGGUUAAUAACGUUCUUUUUAAAAUGACAGUACUCUGUACUAAGGGGUGUGUGAAAUACCAGUUGCAGUGUUGCCAGAUCUCACAAGAGAAACAAGCAACCUGGUCUGGAAAAACAAGCCCAAAAUAAGUGAAAAUAAGCAAUAAAAUGUUUUUAUUGUGUGGUUGAUUUAUCAGCAUAGAACGCUUAACAAGCAGUUAAUUAACAGUUAAGUAUAAUUUAAUUACAGAUCUGCUUCUCGGUCAAAACACGACAUCAAAUCUAUAUUAAUGCAUCAUAUCUAACAAUAAUUCAGUGAAGACUUGGAAUCAACUGAGAAACGUACUUUUUACCUCUAAUAAUGUUUGUCUUGUAUCUGGAUUAAUCGUGCAUGUAUAUGUAGUAAUUAUAUAUAGUUGUUAAAAAGUUCUUCAUUCACAGAAUGCUUCAUCCACAAUGGGAAAUUAGGCAAAGAAAUGUUCAGUUUCCUUCAGGAACAAAGCACAUGUUUCAUGAGGUGAUGUAGUUCCAAAGAUUUACUGUGAUAAACAUUUUGGCCUUUUAGUUUUAUGAAAAAAUUACUGGAACUAAAUUAACCAGUUAUGACUGGUUCCCAGCAUUUAAAAAUAACGUUUGCACUCCAGAACAAUUGAAAAUCACUUUGUUCCCAUUUUCAGUUACAUUCUGCAAAAAAAUUGUAGUUAGUUUUCAGUUUGUUUCAUUCCUUGAACCGUUUUUAGUCCCUGUUAACAGGUCCAACUUGACCAAAAGGGACACAGAUCACUCUAAUGGUGACGUCACAGGAACAACUAUUUGCAACAACACAACAUAAAUAUUACUACGAAAGAGCUAAAACCUCAAUAAAUUCUUAAUAACAACUAUUUAAAUCCCCCAUAAGUUCCCUUUGACCAAUGAAACAUCAUUAAAUAAUUCAAACGCAAGGGAUUAUGGGUAGGCCUAUUCCCAUAGCCUCAAUUUUGUCCUCAAUUGUUUUAGUUAUUAACACAUAAAAUCUUACGUCUAUAGAUUUUUAAGCUAAAUGAGUUCGAGGAACAUAGAUAUUUCAGUUUUGAGCCCAAAACUUGACAUGUCAAGUAGUGUUUAAUUUAGACAACAUGAUAUUUCCAGAAAUGACAACAUUAGGAUUGACAGUAUUUUGUAUGUCCCCCUUUUGCUUUAUUGAUAGCAUGCACUGGGUCUGACAUGAACCUGAUGAGCAUGUUAUAUUCUUAAAAAGAUCAUCUUGUGUGCUUCAAUUGAUCAGACCUUUUGUACAAAUGAGUUAACAUGGUCAAAGUUACAACUUUGCUUACAUUUGAUUAGAACAUAAUUUGGAAAAGAGUUGGAAAUUCUUUUUUUUAUUUUAUUAUUAUUCUUUUUCUUUUUUUUUUCAUUUUACAUCGUAGCUUUUCUUUGUGUUAAAUUUGUCAAAAACCUGUUUCCAGGUUUAAAUAAUAAUAAUCCAAUAAAAACAAAAAAAAAAAAGAUUUUCAAUGUGGUCUCAGACUUCUGGACCCCACUGAACACUCACAAAUUCUUUUAUAUGAGCGACUGCUUUUGCAAUAGUUACAACAACAUUAAAUCAAAAUAACAUCGAUUGUCAAAGAUCAAGGCAAAGGAUUACUCUUUCCCUUUUGCAGAAGAACAUGUUUUAGGAUUUUUGUGAGGACUGAAAGCCCUAAAUCUGAUUGUGUGUGUGCGUUUUCGGAUUUACAUGCAUGCCUGUGUGUUGCAUUAUCCGGGGCAGCUAGCAGAACAGCUUCUGUGACUGUUACCUCUUAUCUCCUGUUUCUUUAGUGUUUUAAAUGCUUGACUUUUAUAAGGUGUUUAUUCUUCAUUAUUGCUUUUAAAGAAGUACACUUAUUUAUAGACCUGCAUAAGUGAGAGUUUUUCAGAGCACUGAAUCGAAGGACAACUGACUCACUCCUCUCAUCAGGCAAAGCUGGAAAACUUGUGCUUUCAAGCCAUCCCUUAAACACUUUUUGAUGUGUUAGAGAACUGCAAGUCAUCUCUGUUUGCUCAGUGAAACAGCUCAUCGACGUUCAGUUAUAGUCCUGUCAAAACCAGGGGGGAUAUACCGUAUGAGCUCUGAAUGAACGGCACUCAGAAAAUAUACACAAGUUGCAAACAGCUCGUGUUUUAUCCUUCACUGAAGGGCUUGUGUUUGAAAGACUUUGUAUUUGACAGUGACCAGCAUGGAUUGCUUUUAAAGCACUGUCUGGGCAGUUGAUUUCAACAAAACGGAUCCCUGAACAAGUGUAGCUCACAGUGAUGAUCGAGCGCUGCCGUCAUACUCCCGAGUCUCCCCUUUGUUCCACAAUAUUUGAUCAUAUUUACGUGUUCCUUGUUUUCCUGCAAUGUGAUUUGGAUUUCUUGUGAAACAAACCAACAGCCUUCCAAACACUGUUGGGUUAUAAUCGAAAAACAGCAUUGUUUGGUGAUUCCUUUAGCAUGUGUUUGGUAUCAGAAGUAUAAUCAUGGCCAUAAUUGAGAAUACUGUCAUGGGUUUUCUUCACAUAUCAAAGCGAGAUGAUUAGAUACUAUACAUAUUAUUGUUUACUUAAUUUUUACGUUUCAAACCAGGGGGUGUGGGGCAAGUGCCCACCCGCUCUUGUCUGGAAUAGUGAUAGGAAUAACAGUAGUUCCAAAAGAUGUUUAUUUCACUCAAAUGUGAGAGAAAAAAUGUCUUAGGCCUUUUUACACUCUACAUGUAAGCAGGUUACAGCAUUCACACUGUCCGCAUAAACAGGGCUCCGGAGCGUAGCUGCAAGUGGAGUUUUGCCUAUUUUGGCUGCUUGUAGCACGCUGAACUUAUGCACUACAAACAUUUUUAUCGACACAAUUAUUUGUAAUACAGGCUUUUAUGAAGUAACAUAAAAUAAUGGAGUGAACUACUCACACAUUGUAUGACAAAAGACACCUCUCGGGCAGUGACAGGUACACUAUUGGGUACUACAGUGAAUCUGACUGAAUCCAGAUGAUUUAAAGGAAUAUUCCGGGUUCAAUACAAGUUAAGAUCAAUCGACAGCAUUUGUGGCAUAAUGCUGAUUAACACAAAAAUUAAUUUCAAAUCGUCCCUCCUUUUCUUUAAAAAAAAAAAAAGGUUACAGUUAGGCACUUACACUGGAAGUGAAUGGGGUCCAUUUUUGGAGGGAUCACUGGCGAUAUUACGAUCGGUAUUGUUUGCAUUAACUGUAUGUUAUUAACAUUAUUUAAUCGUGACAAACUAUACACCAUAAAAAAGGUCUAAUACUUCAGCUUUGAUAUUUAGCCAAUGUUUCACAAUAGAUAUAUUACUGCCUGAGUAAUUUCUUAAUUUAUAUCAACAUAUCAAAUUAUCAAAGCAAGAGUUAUGAAAAUGAAACCGUUAUAAAGAGGUACAUAACUAUUCAGUGAUGUAAUCUCCAUACGAGUUGUCCUUAACAGGGUUCAGAGAACAUCCAAUAGAACAUUUAGUCCAACAGUGUGCACAUUUAUGGAAAUGUAUGAUUUUUUAUGAUAUAUUCUCAUAUUAAUUCAUGAAGAAUUAUUAUUUGUCAAUUUUCCACUAAAUUAAGCAAUAUGAUCCGCUGACACGCUGUAAUAAUUUCAUAUGGUGAUUUCCAAACCUCCACGAAGGUAGAAGAGACACAAGUUCAUUUCUCUGUCCAAAUAUGAUCAAGAUAAAGAAGAUAUGACAUCAUGCAUACCUCAGUGCCCACAUGACAGGGACUCCCCCAUCGCAUCCCAUAGUAGGAUAAAUGAUGUAUUAAGCAUAAAACGAAUCAGUUGACUGCUGAGACUUAUUGUAAAUAAAUAGACAAUUACAAAAAUAUAUGGUUUGUCUAUUAUUUCCAUGCAGUCUCUGGUAUUUGCAUAUGAUUAUUGACAGUUCUGUAGCUGUAAUUGCAGAAGAGCUGUUCACCUGCUAUCAUCUUCAACUGCCAAUAAUCUGCUUUCUGCCUCAUUAUAUGAUUGGAAUCCACAUGAGAUCAUUAAAACACACUGCUAUAACAACUCCAUUAUGAUUGGAAGUAAAAUAUAUGCACAAGAUAAUGUUUAUUUUAUAAUGUUUACUAUUCUGUAUUUAGGCGCUAAUGCUAACGGCAAAUGCUAUUUGAGGCCAGAAUCACAAGACAUGGUCUUGGAAAAUGAUUCAUAUAACUAAGAGUUUUAAAGUUAUCAUUCUCAACUUUGAAAUAGAACAUUAUCAGACUUGUGACUUAGCUUCAUUGUGUUUCUAUGCAUCAAGAAGGUCAGUGUCAUAUAUUAUUUCAUAUAAAUAUGUUAUGGAAAAAUUUGCUGAUCACUUUACAAUAAAUUUGAGCUUUUCUAACAAUUUUUCUUAAAUCCCAUCUAGAAAACAUAAAAGUUGACUUAAACAUACAGACAGACAUACUUAUCCCACCCUGGAAUCUCAAAAAAAAAAAAAAAAAAUCUGAAACCCACCUGAAUGAACAACUCCUGGAUAUCAAAGAGAUGUUUCCAUCACACACACUUAUAUAUACAGACGGAUCGAAGUCUGGAGAUUAUUUGUAGGCUGCAUUUGAGAUCAAUCACCAAAAAAGCGAAAUAAGGAUCUCCAAUCAGAGUUACAUUUUUACAGCAGAGGCCAAUCCUAUUAUUCAAGCUCUGGAUCACACCAAGACCACACAACAGAGAAAUUUCUUCAUAUAACAGAUUCAAAAUCAUGUCUUCAAGUGCUCGCAUCACUCAAAAAUGACCACCCAGCUCUUGUAAAGAUGCUAGCCAAAUUGUCAGCUCUGGAGGCUCAGAAUUUAAAUAUUUACUUUUGUUGGGUGCCUGGCCAUUGUGGAAUCCGAGGAAAUGAACAAGCAGACUCGGCUGCUAAAGAAGCACUUUCUACAGAUCUUUAAAAAUGCUGCAUACCACCCUCAGAUCUGAAACCCACCAUAAUCUCUUACAUCAUCAACAAAUGGCAAACAGAAUGGAAUCAAUGCAUUGCAAACAAAUUGCAUGAAAUCAACCCUGUAGUGGGCAAAAGACGUAUUUUUAAUUUCAGUAAUCAAUGGGAUCAGAUCAUUUACACCCGUUGCCGAAUAGGACAUUCUAGACACAUAUGUUUUUAUUAUCAGAUGAAGAUCCACCAUUAUGCACCGCAUGUCAGAAUCCACUAUCCAUGAAACAUAUUUUAUUGGAUUGUGCCAGUUUUAUUCCUUUUAGGAAUUUAUUUUAAUCAGCAAACACUUUUGAAGGGAUUUUUUAACUGAGUCAGUUUUAGAUUUCUUAUCAAAAAUAAAUGUUAAAAACCUUUUAUAGGUGGGUGGGAUUUUUAUUCAUUCUGACUUUUUAACAACAAACAUUCAAGUGUCUCUUUUUAAAAGAGAUGAUAAUUAUGCCUGUAAUACAAUGUGGGGAUGGACUGCAGACAUUGUAUUUUGAGUAUGUCCUUUUUAGGCUUGUGCUCAAAACAAGGGGGCGCUCGUUAACAAGUUAAAGGCAGAUGUGUGAAGCUUAUAAUUUGAUAAAAGCACUUACAUAAAUUAUUCUGGUUUUUUUUAAACGUUUGUGACGUAAUUUAGAACAAAAUCUGGCCAAAACGAAGGUGUUUUUGAGUUCGUUUCAGUGGUUUGUAACAGCUCGCCAGUGCAAACUUUAAUGUAAACUUCUUACCAGUUGCUAAACACCUUCUUACUGCCAUUGGUCCACGUCAUCAGUAUAACCUGGAGAUCCACCUACUUUGAGUCCGACGGCUAAUUCCCAUUCAAUUAGUUAAGAUCAGUUAACAUGAAUACACCGGCGUGCAGAGUUAUUAGUGAACUGGUGCAAACUUACCUACAUCUGUACGAUCGUUCGCGUAGAGACAUUUUCCAAGAACAUGUCAUGUGAUUUAACUGUUGUUUAAUUACUCCACAAAAGGAAUCAAAUCUACUCAAAUACUUUUAAAUGCCCAUUCACUCGUUCACACAUGUGCCAGAAGAUAUGCCUCUAAUCAUCAUUCUUUUGUCUGUGUUCUACCCAUUAACACUCUUUUAUACACCCAUCUCUGCAGUAGUAGCAGUGUUAUUGUAAAUAACAAUAACAGAGUGUAAUCGGUACAUAUUAUGGCCAUGUAUCGCGUGUAAGCACAUUAGCGCCAUGAAUUCAGAAUGUAAACAUUACAAAUUACACAUUAUCUACAGCAUAUAAAUUACUUUAAAUCAUCAUCGAGUGAUUAAAACAGACUUUUUUACUGAACUCAUGUUAAUUCUAGAAUGAGUCAUUGAUAACACAUUUUAAUGUUAUAUUAGUUGAUGUUUUACAUGUAGUCUUGAGCGUCCUCAUAUUUAAAUGCUCCUCUCAACAGCUCUAAACAAAGAAUCACUUCGCCAUGAGUGUGCUGCCUUUACUGUAUCACAUACACUACCGGUCAAAAGUUUUGAAACACUUACUCAUUCUUUAUUUUUUUCACAUUUUAGAAUAAUAGUAAAGUCAUCAAAACUAUGGAAUAACAUAAAUGGAACUAUGGGAAUUAUGUUGUGACUAAACAAAAUCCAAAAUAAAUCAAAACUGUGUUAUAUUUGAGCAUCUUCAAAGUAGUCACCCUUUGUCUAGAAUUUUCAGACAUGUACUCUUGACAUUUUCUCAAGCAACUUCUUGAGGUAUCACCCUGGGAUGCUUUUUAAACAGUAUUGAAGGAGUUCCCAUCUAUGUUGGGCACUUAUUGGCUGCUUUUCUUUAUUAUUUGGUCCAAGUCAUCAAUUUCAAAAACGUUUUUUUUUUUUUUUUUUAAUUAAAUUUUUGUUUUAUAAUGAAAUAAAUUAAUAUGGUGGCACAAUUAUAUUUUUGUCUACAAAACUAUUUUCAAACAUUUAAGCAUACGCCUUCAGAUCAAAAGAUUUUUAAGAUCAUGAGAAACAUUUCAGGCAAGUGACCCCAAACUUUUGAACGGUAGUGUGUUUUUGCUUUUUUUUUUUAAAGGAGGAAAGAGUCUAAAUUAAUUUUUGUGGUAAUCAACAUUAUGCCACAAAUGCAGUCGAUUGAGUUUAACUUGAAUUGAACCCGGAAUAUUACUUUAAACAUUUUAUAGUUGCAGUUGGUGAUUUGGGUUCGGUUUCAUGUCGUUUAAUUAGCAUUUGAAUGUAUAGUGUAUAUGGGCCCUCUUAUUUACAUUCAAUCAAAUGCAAUAGAUUGAUGUUAAUGAAUGUGAAUUCAAUUUCAAUUCAAUUUGUAAUAAUUAGCUUACUUCCGAUAACCAUUUGAUAAUGUAUGGCCAUUAUUGAAAACCCAGAAAUCUCUUUAUUUUUACCGUAUAGAGAAAUAUACAGAAACAUGCAGUUGCAGUUAUGCUACAGCUCCACAUGCGCGCUGCUUAUGUGUGUGGUGUGAAACUGGCCUUGCAAUGCAGUAGAGGUGCGUGGGACAGAAAAUGUCAUACACACUUCCUAUGCAAAAUAUCUAGCAGAAAAGCUUUCACUUGUGUAAGAUUUUAAAUGGGAGCUCAAAGAUCCGAAUUUUCUCAAAGUUUUUUCUCAAUUUUAAAUUUUUACUUUUACAAACUGUAAUUCUAAUAUGGAUUUAUUGAAUAAGGUAUAGACAGUUUUGUAUAGUCUAUUGUAUUCUUAUUUUGAAAUUAUAAUUAAUGACUGUAAAAUAGUACACACAUACAGUAUAUUGUGUAUAUAUACAUGUUAACUUAGUACAAUCCAAUUUAUUGCUCUUCAACAAUGUUUGUAUCUCUGAAUAUAUGUAGAAACAUAUUUGGCUUUAAUUUAGCCUCUAACAAUAUAGCUGUAUGACAAAUUAGUAUUGUCACUUAAUCUAUUGCCCUCUAAAUCUUUUGGCAUAGUUAUCCAUUUGUCUAAAUCAUUUCAGUCAUUCUUUCCUGCUGUAAAACACUGCACUGUACAUAUAUAUGUUGAUGUAGCUGUACAUUAGUAUUAGAAGCAGUACAAUGCGCUGAGCUCCAUGAUCCACAAUGCAACAGUGUGGCAGGAUUGAGUGUCAGAUAUUUUUCAGCUUCUAGUGAUUCGUAGAGCUUGUAGGCCACAUUCAGAGUCUGAUUUCCAUUUAAAUGCUAAUGCAGUAACAGGCAAAAAUCACAAAUAAAGAAUUGGCUCCCUUUCAAUCCAUGAGUGUGAAUUUGAAUUGAAUUAGCCACACCCCACAGUGUGUUGAAUUGAAGUUUGAAUUGGAAUGCCAGGAAGAGAAAUUGACUGAAUUCAACCCAGUGAUACAACAGUGGAAUUACAUUAGUUCCCAACCUGAAGAAAUCAUAUUAGUCUGUCUAUAGUUAUAUUGGUUAGAGGCUUGCCUGAGACAUUUCUUUCUUUCUGACACAUUCAGUCAAGUCACUUUUUGAGCAGCCUGGUAGUUCAGUGCAGCCUGUUGAGUGUGCUCUACAUCCCUCUACAAUCACUUUACACUACAAGCAUUAUGCUGUUUGUCUUUCUCGCUCUCUGUUUCUGUCAGUUAUCUUUCCACAUUUGAUCGUGUGAAACAUCUCUGAUCAUGGACAAUGUGUGCAUAUUUAUUUUUUAUUUUUUAAUCAUCAUGCUUGUAUUUACAAUACAAUUGUUUUGUAUUUUGAUUCAUGAUUGGCAUACAUUGAUUUGAAGGGUUUGAAGGAAGUGCCAGUAUAUUAUUGUCCUAUUAAUGUUUCUUCCUGUUACAAUGACAAUGCUCUUUGUGAAAGUUUUUAAAAAUGGUUUUAAAUGUACAGAAUUUUGAAACAAUUGCCAUGUUAUGAUUUGUUGCGCUGUUAUUGCUGAAUUAAUUAGUGGUAAAUGACAAGUGUUUGCUAUGAAUAUUUUUGUCGAUGUUUUUAUUGUUUAGGCUUGUUUAGACACUAAACUUAAUGCUUUUAUAACACAGUAAUAAGCAAGAUUAUACUCUUAUAUAAACAUAUGCAUUUAAAGAAUAGCAACCUCAAAGUUUGCCCCUGAUGAAACAUUGUAUGUUUUGGUCUUUUUCAUUUCAAACCUUAAUAUUUUUAAAUGAUAAUAUUUAUCACUUUGGCAUGCUUUUUCAGUGCAAGUCUUGUUUUUUAUGGAUUUCACAGCUUGCUCCCUUUGUAGGGUUUGAUUAGAGUAAGGGUGUAGCCAGGAAAUUACUUUUGGGUGGGCCUCAAUAAAAAUAGAUAGGCCAAGUUUUCACCCAAAUGUUUUUUUUUUUACCAAAUUUUCCUUAACAAAAGAAAAGUGGCACCUUCAAACAGAUCUUUCACACUUUCAGAAAUUAAUAUUUAUGCAUUUUUAAACUGUUUUAUAAAUACAUAUUUGAAGUCAAAAAAUCAUUUCUAAUAUUCUGGGUGGGUCUGAGUCUAAUUUGGGCCCACCCUUGGCUACGCCACUGGAUCAGAGUAGUCAGUGAAGUACCUGUAAUAUCUUCCAUUAUAGAAUUAUCCCCCUGAAAUAUUUAGACGCAGCAGCACUUUAUUUGCCGUUAAAUAACACAGUGGUUACAGUACACUUACAUUAAAUGGCAUACUUGUUCUGUAAAGAGGUGAGACAGAGACAGGCUGCAUGUAUUAUGCCACAAGGCCUGUCGAAUAAACAAUAUCUGAUCACGUGUAAUUUUAGCCAACAUGAUACUGGACAGACAACAUUGAUGGUGCUCAUGAAAUGUCACUGCUCUUUACUGUAAAUUAGAAAAUUUUCUGUCUAGUGAAUGACCCGCACCCUUACAUAACUAGACUUAUUAUCACAUCAUAUGUCCAUCUUAGAAAUGUACUUCAAAUUGUUAAUUCUAGAAGUAUGACAGAAUAGGUAAACAAAAGCUAACUCCGGAUUCUCUCUUGAAAUGAUCUAUCUGUCCGUCUGUCUUUUCUUUCCAUCUAACCCUUUCCACCAGUUUAAGGUGCAUUACUGCAUUAUGUCCAUGUAGUCAUCUGCCACUGAUAUUACAAAUUGUGACAGUAGAGUUGCAAUGUAUAUAUUCUUUUGAGUAUUGUGUACAUAACAGAGUAGUGGCAUUUUCAGAUUUGGGAGUUUGUCAUCACAACAUUAAUUCUUUGUGAUUGUGUGUGUGUGUGUGUGUGUGUGUGUGUAUGUAAAAACAAAUGCAGCGAACAAUACAUUCUUACCCUCUGGUUGCUUCAAGCUAUGUUAUCUUUUUUCAGUGUACAAAUGACUGUUAAAUGAGGGAAAAUAUGUAUAUUUAUUUUAUAUUCUAUAUUGUAAUAAAAUCCCCUUUUGCUUCA
This is a messenger RNA of Myxocyprinus asiaticus (Chinese sucker), 14559 nucleotides long. RefSeq names its product cyclin-dependent kinase 19 (gene cdk19). NCBI's taxonomy places the organism in Eukaryota, Metazoa, Chordata, Actinopteri, Cypriniformes, Catostomidae. The coding region runs from base 256 to 1689 and encodes 477 amino acids. The record is from RefSeq and is a predicted model, not a curated record. Gene Ontology annotation, biological process: protein phosphorylation. Gene Ontology annotation, cellular component: nucleus; mediator complex; cytosol. The transcript is spliced from 13 exons. Gene Ontology annotation, molecular function: ATP binding; RNA polymerase II CTD heptapeptide repeat kinase activity; cyclin-dependent protein serine/threonine kinase activity.